This is a messenger RNA of Galdieria sulphuraria, 1188 nucleotides long. RefSeq lists its product as hypothetical. NCBI's taxonomy places the organism in Eukaryota, Rhodophyta, Bangiophyceae, Galdieriales, Galdieriaceae. Bases 30 to 851 code for a protein of 273 amino acids. The record is from RefSeq and is a predicted model, not a curated record. The transcript is spliced from 3 exons.
AUGAAUGAUGGUCGUUGUUGAAGGUCUCCAUGGCGCGUAGUUUGGAAGAAACCAACGUUGCUGCAAGUCGAAAUAACAGAGAUACUGCAAUUGCUGAAAUUUCUCGUCUCUUGUUGGAAGGAUGGACGUUGCUGGGAGAAGUUUGUCCGUUGGCCAACUGCAACACGCCUUUGGUAAGAAAUAGAAAUACCGGUGUGACCAUGUGUUGUCAGUGUCGUGCACAAGUUGUUCGCAGCAUCAACCAUUUGGAGUCCCCUGAGACUCAACAAGAGAAUGGUAUAUCGGCACAUGUUCAGUCCUCGUCGUCCUCGUCUCAUGAAGAGCAAGUCAUUGGAAGUGAACAAGAGAUGUCCUUUUCUUUACUAGAAGCAAACUAUAUUCGCGAGUUUCAACGAGACUCUGACCGCGUCAGUAAACAAAUUGGUGAGAAGUUGUUACAAGGUUGGACUUUGUUGGAUAUGAAUUGCUCUAGUCCACAGUGUGCCUGUCCACUAAUGCGAGACCAUCAAGGGGCUUUGUUUUGUGUGUCUUGUCAACAGUUUUGUGAAGAUAACGCUCAGCGUGAAAACCAAGUAGAUACUAUAGAAUUGGAAAGCGUAGAAAGCAAACGUCCGAGAAUUUUAUCGAGUGAAACUGCAGCAAACUCACUUAACGUUGUGAAUAGCGGGGAUAGUAUUUUAAGGGCAACCGAAGCUGCAUUGCUAGGAAAGGUUGACUUACUUCAGGCAAGUUUGUCGCAGUCAGAAAACAUGCAAGAAUGGUCCCGUAUCAAUGAACAACUUUCGUCCUUUUUAUCCAAUUUACAAAAGGUUCGCGGACUUCUUGACAUACACCCGUCCCAGCAAUCUUAGUUCUCAGAAUCAAGCAUCCUGGUCGAUUCUUCCAAGGAUUGCGCUCGACUUCGUUGCUUUAUAUGGCUUUCGAUAUCCGGAACUACUCCUGUAGUUACGGCAAGUGUCUUUUUCCACAACGAAUCUUCAUUUUCGCUUGGAGAUAUAGUACCGUCUGCAUAAAGAACCAAUACCAAGUUCUUAGUAGCCUCAUGUAUUUGAUCAGCCAACAUAUCAUCAUCAACUCGCUGCUUUAAAAUCCAGUUCAAGUUGGAAAGUAUUUCGAGCCACAGUCGUUCAAAUUCUUCAGCACUUAGCAGUUGACUGAGAGUUCCGUGAUAAAGAAGAAACAUUUUGG